This is a messenger RNA of Pimephales promelas (fathead minnow), 6135 nucleotides long. It is a transcript of the gene zbtb47b, whose product is annotated as zinc finger and BTB domain containing 47b. Gene Ontology annotation, cellular component: nucleus. NCBI's taxonomy places the organism in Eukaryota, Metazoa, Chordata, Actinopteri, Cypriniformes, Leuciscidae. Gene Ontology annotation, biological process: regulation of transcription by RNA polymerase II. Gene Ontology annotation, molecular function: protein binding; RNA polymerase II cis-regulatory region sequence-specific DNA binding; DNA-binding transcription activator activity, RNA polymerase II-specific. The record is from RefSeq and is a predicted model, not a curated record.
UUCUGACAAAAGCCCAUAUGAUCCCCGAGCUCCAAUCACCAAUUGCUGCUGCUAAAGCAGCCUCUGCAUUUUUGUCUGUCUGAAUGCUGCUAGCACGGCGAAAAAAAGAAGAAGAAGAAAAAACAGUGAAGGGAAGGAUAACUGAAGAAAUGUGAAAAUCCAACAUGUAAGGCGAGCGGAAGCUUUGGGCAAAUGGAGGUUUUCGCGGACUCCUUCGAUGCUAGAGACCUCGGAUCAAAAUGCCGAUGCCGACGAGGACUUCCCUGAGCAGAAUUUGCUGGACAUCCAGAAACUCUGCAGUAUACACCUGCUGUCCUCCCUUGCUCUGCUAAAACCAUUGGAAAGUGGACUGCUGACUUCCCCUCUGCUGGAGGAUGCAGUGCUGCACUUUACUUGUUUAAUGGACAGGUUGAACGAACGGCAUCUCUACCAGCCUCCCCUGUGUGACGUGGACCUUGUACUGGUGUCCUGUUGUACAUUUUCCGCCCACAAGUGCGUGCCGGAUGAACACAGCCCGAACUUCCAGGCCCUCCUCUCCCGGAGUCAACCACUGCACCGCAUAAACCUGGCCUUUGAGGUGCUGAGCAUCCAGAUCAUCAACUUCAUCUAUAUCUCCAUCUUUGGAGUGCCACAAGUGGCCAUUGUGCUCCAGAUGAGUGAUUCCUGCCACAAACUACUCGGCUCCAAUGAGAUGGCUGACACAGACGGGCAGGGCAAUGCCUCGUCCAAUCAGAUGUACAAGAUGAAGGAGAUUGAGAAGAUGUACACACAGCAAGGAAACGGUACUUUCUCAUUGCUUGUAGAGGAUAGUGGGGUCAGUGGGGAAAUUACCCAGACACAUCCCUCUAGCAUCCACUCCAGCCCUCAGGCAAAACACAUCUACAAAAAUGAUGACAGCAGAGGCGGAGUGGCUAGUGGAGGAGGGCGGAGCUUGUGCAAAAUGGAGGGAGGGGCCUGUUUCAAUGAAGCGGGAGCCCAGGAUGGUUCCGUCUCUUUUAACAGAGAGCAGAUUAUUGUGGAGGUCAAUCUCAAUAACCAGACAUUGAAUGUUUCUAAAGGGUCAGACGGAAAGGGCAUCACCUCAAGUACCUCAUCCCUCCGUGUUCACCGUCGCACUAGUUCUCCCGAUGCGGAGGAGGGCAAGGAACAGUCUGAUAGUGAAGAUGUUGACGAGGACAAAGAAGAAUAUGAACAAGGAAGGGAAGAGAUGGAAAAUUGCAGUGAGGAUGAGGAAGAGAACAAGCUCAACAUUCCAGAAACAGGACACACCAGUAUGGGAAGACGGCGUGCCACGAGGAUACUAACUGGCACAGAUGCCGCCAUGAGACAGACACUAAUGGACUCCACACUAGGGGAGGGGAGGAAGAGGAGAAGAGAGCAGGAGAGUGUGGGGCAGAAGGUGAAGCUCGAAGAAAAGCAGCACUUUUCCUGCAAGAAGUGCCCUCGUAUUUUUAACAACCGCUGGUACUUGGAGAAGCACAUGAACGUCACACACAACCGCAUGCAGAUCUGCAAUAAAUGCGGCAAGCGCUUUUUACUGGAGAGCGAGUUGCUGCUGCACCAUCAGACAAACUGUGAGAAAAACAUACAGUGCGUGACUUGUGGAAAAGCCUUUAAAAAGCUGUGGUCUUUACAUGAACACAACAAGAUUGUCCACGGAUAUGCCGAGAAGAAGUUCUCUUGUGAAAUCUGUGAAAAGAAAUUCUACACCAUGGCACAUGUCCGGAAACACAUGGUUGCUCACACCAAGGACAUGCCGUUUACUUGUGAGACGUGUGGGAAGUCCUUCAAACGCAGCAUGUCUCUUAAAGUGCACUCUCUCCAGCACUCUGGAGAAAAGCCCUUCAAGUGUGAGAACUGCAGUGAAAGAUUCCAGUACAAAUACCAGCUGAGGUCACAUAUGAGCAUCCAUAUCGGACACAAGCAGUUCAUGUGCCAGUGGUGUGGGAAAGACUUCAACAUGAAGCAGUACUUUGAUGAACACAUGAAGACUCACACUGGAGAAAAACCAUAUAUCUGUGAGGUCUGUGGAAAGAGCUUCACGAGCCGGCCCAAUAUGAAAAGGCACCGUCGCACUCACACUGGCGAGAAGCCGUACCCCUGUGACGUCUGCGGACAGCGUUUCCGUUUCUCCAACAUGCUCAAAGCCCACAAGGAGAAGUGCUUCCAGGUCAGCAACCCCAUGGUAUCUGAUACCACCAACCUUCUGGGACUGGACCCCACGUCAGCUGAUUUGGACACACCAGCUAAUCAGUUACCCAGCCACGCCAUGACCCCUCUUGGAGAGGCAUCCAGUCUCCACCAGGUCAAGUCACUCUCGCUUCCCUUCGUUCACUCUGUCGUAGGUCUUCCCUCUCCCCCGACCCUGUUUUCCACUGAAAGGGUUAACUCCGGUACCAACUAGUUUUUUAAGGUUCCUUUGAUUGUUUAUUGUCCGAAACCCAAAGCUUGCAGUAGCUCCCCGUGAGGCUUUUUGAUUCACGUCUGAUGUGAAUCACUCUCUCAUAUGGAUUUACAAACACGUUGAGCGAGGUCUAAGACUUCCGGCAGGUGUUUGAACAGUGUGUAACACUGAAUAUUCUUUUUAAACUGUGCAAAUUUUCACUUAUUUUAUUCUCAUAGAGAUAUUUUGUAUACUGUGCAAAUAAGCUCCUCAUACGUUUUCAUUGUCUUUUUUUUUUUGGUGUUUGAUGUAUUUUUUUGUGAGCUACAGGAUUAGCAGUUAGCACUGCAUUUCUGCACACGCUCUCGCCAUGGUCACCGUGAUUUUGCCAAGUAAGGCAUGUUCCCUGGUUCUAAUCCUAAACUUGAUAUACACUUUAUUGUCCCCAAAAGGGGGGCUCAAUUUGUCUUGGACUCAAUGUGUUUACAUUGACAUUCAAAUCUGAUUAGUUGAUUGGAAAGUUGUUCCAAGAUCCAGGUACUUGGUGAAAUCGCAUUCACUCUCUUGCUGUAGUCGUUCAUGCUUUGUCCGUUGAGAUUCUCAUUAACUGCAUUACAAAAUACGAAUGUGUAUUGCACUCACAGCAGAGGGCGCUGUGGGACGUGAGCAUUGCGAAGUUUAGCCAAUUCAAAUGUAGCAUAAAUAUGUCCCCCUGCCAUAACCAAAUCCAGAUGUAUCGCAGUAACCAAAUCCAGUUAGCAUAUGUUAUAACUGAAUAUGAAAUGUAUAAUCACUCCAGCACCUUAUUUUUAAUCGUAGAUGUAUUUAUAUUGUCCUGUCUUCUACGUAUUCUGAAAGUUUAACGUUUUGAAACAUGAGGUCCUCUGAUAUUUGCAGAGGUUUGUUUUGUGAAGCGUCUGUGCAGGGCACAGAUUGGGCGGUUGGUUUGUAUCAAAGGAUAUAUGUAGCAAAGGCACUUGAGAAAACCUUUAUUAUUUUUAAAAAUCCCAAAGAAGGAUGCUUCGCAAUUCUUUAUUUUUUUUUUUCUCUCUCUAUAAUAUUUUACAAUUUUCAGAGCACUUUACUCUCAGUGUUGGCCAUAUUGUGUAAUGGCAAAAUCUGAAACGCCUAAACCACUUAUGAGUGUGAAAUGGAGUGUGUUUUAUUUGCAUGGAGGUAAUAUCAAACCUGGAUGAGCGCCAGGGUAUGUGUGGUUCAAAAAUAUUUCUGUUGAAUGUCUGAAAUGCUUUAUGGUACACAGAACAGGUUUAUCCGCUAUUUUUUUACAGUGAUUUAUCAGUCAUCAUUAAUGCUUUCACUUUUUUUUUUCACUUCACUCUAUUUUUAUGAUAGUUUAAAGUGACAGCAGCCGGCCUGAAUAACUUAUAGAAAGUGGGGGCUUCAGUAUAGAUGGAAAUCAUGUUGUUUUGUGCCCUAAAAAAUUAGAAAACUAUUAGACCUGUCUUCUGGGACUAGUGUACAUUGUAAUAUGGUCCUGUUGAGAGGCCACAUAGAAUUUUAAAUGAUAAAAUUAUAGACAAUUUGACACAAUUUCCUUGCCCUUUGUAGAGAGGACUUUUAUUGUCUAGGAGCAGUAAAAUGUAGUAGCUAUAAUAGGUAUUAUCCUAUAUAAAUAUUUAAAUUUAUAUAAAUAUACACAAACACACAUUUAUGAUAUAUAUAUAAACAUACAUAGUCUGUAAAUAAACUCUAUGUCAGUUUCUGUUUAAUCAGUUUUAAUCAUUACAUUUGUAGAGUCAAAUGAAUGUGGUGAGAUGUGGAGGCCAGCAGUCAUGUAAGAACUUAUGAUGGAAAUAAUUUUUUUAUAUUAGGAAUAAAACCUAGAAUUUUACCUUCUUAUACCAUCUUAAAUAUUACCUUACCUUGUUCACAGUGCAUCAGUCAUGUUUCUGGGUUAAGAAAACACAGCUUAAUGCAGGUAACGGCAAGUGGUUUUAAAAAUGGUAUGUGUUUCUUUAAGAAGUUUCUGAAAGUCCUGGCAGCAUGGUCAGUUAAAUCUGGAAGCUUGUUUCUGCCAUGGAAUAAAACAUUAAAAAAGGGAAUAACGUCUUUUUAUCUCACCAUUCCAAGAAAAAAAGUCUGAAUUGCGAGUUUACUGUAUCUGUCAAUUCUGAGGGGAAAAACUCAGUUUGUAUCUCAGAAUUCCUACUUUAUCUUGCAAUUCAGAAUUGUGAGAUGAAAAAAAUCGCAAUUCCGAGUUAUAAAGUGGAAAUUGUGACAUUUAAACUUUCAAUUACGAGAGAAAAAAAGUCACAUUUACCUUUUUUUUUAUUCUGUGGCGGUUAACAAACAUAUGAGGAAUGGUUCACCCCAAAAUGUAUGUUGUUAUUGUUAUGACUUUAUCCCUUUACAAAAGGGGUUAUUAACAGCAGAAUGACAUGAUGACAGCAUUUAAAUUUUUGUCUAAACUGUACCUUUAAGUAUAACAUGCUAGAUGUACACUGUAAAAUAAAAAAAAAUAAGAUUAGACUAGAGGCACUAUAACAAACUUGUCUUAAGUGUGUAAUGGAAUAGAGUUGGGGAAGAUAAUGGUGAUCUGAGCAGAGACCAUGACCAGGAGGUAUUUUUAAAUCAUUUUUUAUUUAGCAGAAAUCUAAAUGUUGUGCCAGAGGAUUAUUGUUUAAGCCUUUUUAUGGUUUUGCCACGAACAUGUUUGUGUUCUUUACAUGAUCAGUGUCAUAUUGCACCUUAUACUCAACUAAUUUUAUAGUGUCCUCAACCCAAUUGGGAUCUCUCAAUACAUUGAGGAUGUUUCUAUUUUUAAAGUCCCUUUUAAUAUAUAUAUUUUUAAAACAAUCAUCUCAUGUUCCUUUUACGAUAUUAUGGAAUAUGAAAAACUUCCCCAGAAAGUUUUCUGAUGCACAUAGCACCUGCUUUAUGUCGUAUAACAAGGUGAAUUUUUCUUUUUCCCAUUUUUUGUGUGCACUUUAUUUGGAUAUUAAUGUUAUGGUACAAGGUUUUGGAUAACAUGUUUUUGUUAAAAUGUUUAAAAAAAACUGCUGAAAGCUUUCUGUUAAGAUCAUAUUUCCCCCUUAAUUUCUCUCUCUCUCUCUCUCUCUCUCUCUCUCUCUCUCUCUCUCUCUCUCUCUCUCUCUCUCUCUCUCUCUUAAACUAAAGUCUUAUUUUACAUGCAGUGAAAUUGCACAGAAGUAAAUCUCUAUAUUUGGAGAUAUUGUUGUACAAAAAAAAUUUUGAAUUGAUUUUGUGCAUCUGAAAGAAAAUAUUUCUAUUUCUUUACUAGUUUUUUAUGUUUUACAUAAUUUACUAGUGUGUAUCAUUCCUCGUUUGCUGCUUAUUAAGAAAGACUUUGGAUGCUUGUGGCCUUUUUUUCUUAUUUUAAACUGUCUAUUUAAGUGAUUUUGGAAAGAGAGAAAGAUUUAUAUUAAGAAGGAUUUGUCUGUUAUUUUAGUUUGUUAUGUUGUGUGCUAUCCUUUGUUAUAUAUUAUAAGUGAUAGCAAGAGGUGAUUUGCACUUCAGAAUUUUUUUUUUUUUACUUUUCAAAGAAACCACUCUCCAUAGUACCAAAUUCAAGAAAUAUAUUAACUUUUUUCCUAAACUAGCACUCAACAUGCAAUACUUGCCCAUAUGUAUUAAAACAAUCAUGAGUGUGACUGUUCUAUAUGCUAUGUCUUAGUUAACUUUGUGUACAUGCAGUUGUGCUGCUUCUGUCAGCAGAAUACUAAACAAUACAAAGUCUAGCGGUGCUAAUAAAAUUAAGCUGUAUUUUGUCA